AUGCCUGUGCAGUGCCAACCUCAUCUGGGUCAAAUCAGAGUUAAAAAGCCUACCACGACUAGCCAGCAGGAAUUAGACUCUAAGACCGUCUGCACGCCCGAGAUAGGCAGUCCCGCGGGCUUCCCGCAGGAUUUUUGCGGCGGUCCUGCAUCCCGUCCCAUGCAGGAUGGGACGGGACGGGACGCGGGAUAUCCCACUGCGGGACGACCCCCUAAUGGAGGCCGUCAUAGGAAGGCCCAGCCGAGGCUGUUCCGAGAAUCAGUUUGUCGCCGCGAUAUUUACAUUGCUCUAUGCGAUGACCCACGGCAACCACAUCAGCCCGACUCUUGGCCUGAUUCUCGCCGUCGUCUCGCGUUUCCACCUCGCUUCGGAUUCAGUGGAGCGCCGACUUGGCUGCCGUAUAUCUUCAAUCCCACGUCGUGGAAGCCCCAUGACGAUACGUCGUUUGCCGUUAUGUUCUACAUUAACUUCAUCGUCCCCUGCGCAACAACUUUGCCGACGGUGUUUGCCGGGUUUGAGAUGAAGGGCGGCCAGAUGCGAGAUUCGUCCAUCGUCAAAGUUAUCUCGAUACGCAGAAAUACUGACGCCAUCAACAGUGGUUUGGUCUCUGCACGCAUUGCGCACGAUGACGAACUUGUUUUCGACCGUUCUUCUCAUCCCGCUCUUGGAGAUCUUUCUGCACGCACUUUCCUGCUACGAUAACGAGCUUGACAAGCCGCUGCUUCCGGAGUCACCCAGUCAGUGUCUCUCCGGGCGCUAUCUCCCUCCAUUCAUAUUGUCCAUUGGAAGCUUGCUUUAUCUUACAAUCCUGGAAGAGUUCAAAUAUAGCAUCAUCCUGGAACUAGCUCGACAGGAAGAAAAGAGCGAUCAGAAGAAAAGAGCGAUGCACAGGGCGCUGACAGCGAACAAUACGAUGAUCCAAACUAGCUAGGAGUCCGCCCUGAAGCAGGUGCUCAAGAAC
Fimicolochytrium jonesii is the source of this 961-nucleotide messenger RNA. RefSeq lists its product as uncharacterized. The record is from RefSeq and is a predicted model, not a curated record. Lineage: Eukaryota; Fungi; Chytridiomycota; Chytridiomycetes; Spizellomycetales; Powellomycetaceae. The coding region runs from base 1 to 702 and encodes 233 amino acids. The transcript has 3 exons.